AUGGUCCGUUAUUUGGAAUUUGAACAUAUUUUUAAACAUCCUUUUGAGAAAGUUAUUCGUGCAUACUUCCAAAAGGUAAGCGCUGGAUCGGUCAUCGAUGGUAAUUGAUUUCGUCGUGAAGAAAUAAGCUUAAUAUAUAAGCUUGGUCAAUAAUUGAGGGUGCGUUUAAUAUCGGUGGGGAAAACUAGUCUGCUAAGCCAAGUGAUAAACUUUUUCCCAUGUUAACUAAUUCUACCAACUGGUAGACAUUUUAUUUAGGCCUGUAAUACAAGGUCACGAGGUAAGACAAGAACAAUUACCAAUGUAAGCCUAUAGUAUUGCUUCAGCUGAUUUCCUCCCUAGAGCUCUUACAACAUCAGCUACAGCUGUUUCGGAUACACGAGACCUGCGAAGUCAAAAACGUCUUUGGAUUUUGGGUGCUAUGUUAACGGUUUGAUUGACGUCGGAAAAAAGUCAACGUCCUGAAACGUUUCGCGUUUUAUCCGAAACACUAGAGCUGUUUAAAUGAAAUCUGAAAGCUCUAUUCAAAUUAGCCCUUUGGUCUUUGUCCGUUGUCAUAGGUUACUUGAAAAAUCAACAAAAUAACAUUAUUGAAAGAAUUACUACUAAAUUCGUUGUACCGCGCUGCACGUUUUGUAAACUUCGAAGGGAUUUUGGGUUUUUGUAUUCCGUCAAUCAUUUGAGUGGGGGUGGGGUACCCAGUUAAUGCAAAUUGUAAUGGGCACUUUCCAUUUAGUCAACAUUUCCGGAAUUUCCAGUUGGGCGGUAACUGGAACAUGUUUUGUCGGUUCGUCCCAUUGGAAAAUUCCCAGAAAAAGUGGAAAAUCUAAAAAGGUGGGCCCGUUGUCCCAGUUGCAAUUUGCGAACAGAAUUUUGUGUUCCAUUUACACGUUUCUCGUAGUUUGUACCAGUUCCAGGUCCAUGGUCGGGCACUGCGACUUACCGGAGUUUACUACCAAAUGAAACAACUUUUUACCAGGCAGAAAUUCCACCUUUCUCCCACCGAAAUUUCCGUUUUUUUUCCUAAAUGGAGAGUGCCCAACGUUUGAACAUGUUGCCCAGCUUGACCUGCAAAUUGAAACAAAACUGAAAAUGGCAAAGAGAAUUGCGAUGGUGAGUGGAAUUUUUCUCAAGGGAAGGAGGCAGACAUUGCUAUAUUCCUUCAAAUGACAAUAAUAAGAAAGAUCAGAAAUAAAGUUUGAAGCAAACUAGUCGAUUAUAGCCCGAAACAGGAUGAUCACAAGCAGCGAACCUUGAAACACAGAAACAAACCAAACAGAUCAAAAUCCACCAAUCACAAAUAACAAACCAAGAUCUUUUGAACUUGUUCAAGUAAACUUGUUUCCUAAGAAGUCCGCUAAGAUGAUUGACGGGACAGGAAAGCCCAAAAUUCCUUUAAAGUUUGCAACCUACGCAGCACAAUACAACAAAUUUGACAGUAACUAUCCAGCCCUUCUAGUCUUUCCAGUCCAGCUUGUCUGAUGACAUGACCUUAGGUGUUGAAUUUUUAUUUAUUUUUCAUUCCCGCACAGUACACAAGUGGUAAAGAUAGCAAUGUGACGUCAAUAAGAGUUCUGGAACACAAAGUAGGUAGGUGCACAUUGUCAAUGGUAGUUUUUCUGAUCACUUUCAAUCACUGGAUAUCAUCCUUAAAAUAAAACACCUUUGAACAACUAUAUAUUUGAUGACAGUGAUCUCAGCACUUUUGAACAUUGCUAUAGGCCUUUUGCAUUAGUUGAUUCCGGAGUUGAUCACCUGAUCAACUUUUGGUAAACACGAAAACAGUGUGCUUUGGAAAACGUUUGCUAGCACAAGCUGAAUGAGCAUAAUUAUUAAAAUUAGGUGACCUAAAAAUUUUAAGCCAUAUAUCCCAGAAGCAGCAAUUGCAACCCCCGGCGAAAAAUAGAAGGAUUUGUAUGAGAAAAACAACUCUUCCCACCCAGUCAUGCUUGACUCAAGCAUGACUGGGUGGGAAGAGUUGUUUUUCAUACAACUCCUUGUAAAUUCUGAAAUUUUUAAACUGUCUUUUAAUCUUUCUCUUAUGCAUUUAAGGGCUCAAAGUGCCUGUUAUUAAUUAAAAGGACAUUUGAGCCCGGUAAGUUGCUAUUUUAAGGAAAUACCGUAAAAUUCUGAAAAUAAGCCCCUCCAUGUAUAAGCCCCUCCAAAUAUAAGCCCCCCAAUCCGGUAAUGCAAAAAACCCUCCGCUAAAUCGCCCCUCCAAAUAUAAGCCCUCCGGGGGCUUGUACUUGGAAAAUUACCCUCAAAUACAAAGCAAAAACGGUAAAUUUACGUCCAACUAUAUGGCUAGCCCAAUCGAUUUAGAAACGCGAAUUUCCCUCUGUAAAUAAGCCCCUCCGAAUAUAAGCCCCUCCAAAAAUAAGUCCCUGGAAAAGAGCUUUUGAAAAAUAUAAGCCCGGGGGCUUAUUUUCGGAAUUUUAUGGUAUUUUGCGACAAUUUGAAAAUUUCAAAAUUUAAAAAGAUUUGUAUGGAAAACCAUUCAAGGGUGAAUGAGGGGCAAAUUUUAUUUUUUUCAUGCAAAUCCUUCUAAUUUUUGGCGGCCGUUGCAACCUCUACUUUUGAGAUAUACGUGUACGGCUGAAAAUAUACUGGUUACCUAAUUUUGAUAUGCUCAUUCGGCUCGUGCCAGCAAAAUAUUUCCAAAGUGAACUGUUUUCGUGUUUACCGAAAGUUGAUUAGGUCUCCCAUAUGUCACCAAAGUUAAUAUUAACCAGAAGGCCAGGGAAAUGCUCUACAUGAAAUAGGCCAGGUUAUCAUGAAAUGUGGCUUAGCAGGUCUGAUUUUGAGUUUAUUAGGGAGUAGUUUAAGAUACCAUGACUGCCCCUGUGGUUAAGAUGUCACGGAAAAGGUGAAUUCACAUUGUUUGAAAAUUCACCUUGGUCACUUAUUACACUGAAUUUUUACAUUUUGAAUCAAUUAUUAUAAAAUUUGUAUUAAAUUGGCUGUUUUUAUUCUGACGUACAGUAUGUUGUUACAAGUACAAAUUUACAUUCAUUUGUACAGACCUGCGAGUGAGUUUCAUGUGCCUUUUGUUUCUUCUCUUAGACCCAGAAACUGGUGAGGAGUAUAUGAUCAGAAGAGGGGAAUGCGUUAAUGUUUUACCAGGCAUUUUAAAAAAGGUACAAGUACAAAUUUGAAGGGUCAACACUGGUAGAAGUGACAAGUUUGAAUAUAUAUUUUAAAACAAAGUAAUUUAAUAAAGGCUUUGUUGCACUUCUAAACUGUAUCUAGAGGAAAUAGGAAUAUGUUUAUCACCUAGUGAUAUUAUUUUGCUUUUGUGAAGCAAAAUGAUAUUGUAUACACAUGUACAUGCAACAGCAGUUAGUCAACCAAACUACACACAUGUAAGGUCAGCCUCAGGAAUGAAACAAUACAUCAUAGUCUAUAUAGGCUGGUCAACAGUUGACCUGGUAACACUUCACCUAAGUCAGCUUUCAGACAAAGGUUUAUGAUUUGAUAUCAGUAAAAAUGUAGGUCAACAAAAAAAAAAAACAGUGACUUACACAUUAUCAAAGAAAGAAUAAUGGUAACAUUUUAUAUUGUACAGUAUAAUAAUAUUGUAAUAAACACCUCUUUUCUCUACUUCAUUAAUAUUCCUGAAUAUUGAUAAUUAUUAUUUCCCUUUUGAAUGUGAAAAUGUAUAAGAAUGGGCUUGCAUUGGUUCUCUACAUUGUAUUUUAAUUCCUACUUUGAAAGCUAGAAUUCACAUACAGUAGAACAAGCAUGAUAUACUUUUCAUAAAAAUACAUUUCUCGAAUAAUUACGUAGGUCUGUCCAUACCCAGCACUUGAAGUUGAAGAGGAAGUGUGGUUAAACAAAAAAGAGAAAUGUCUCCAUCUUCACUGUUACAACUUGACAUGGUCAAAGUAUGCUUUUCUUGAAGAGUACAGCUGCUAUCGAGCAUGUGACAGCAACCCAGACUGGUUAGUCCUGUUAGCCACUAUUAAAGCAAUCUUAUUUCAAUUUUUACAUGUAUCUUAGUUUACUGUAUAACUUUAGCUAGCAGCUGGGCCUGGUUUGCAAGCAUUUUCUCUAGUGCAUUAUCUCAGCCCAGAUUGCAAACAAUACAGUCAGCCAGAAGUCAACACAUCUAAAUCAUCAGCUAAGACAAGCAAGUAAUUGCCCUAGGCAGCAAACUGUAAGAGCCAGUUGCCUAAAGGACAUGCUGGAAUUCAAGACUUUUUUUUCCAAGCACUGCUGCAAUUAUUUGAAUUUCUUUUUAUAUUUCUUGGUAAUGUGUGGAGGUCUCUUACUGUAUCAUUAAAUGGAAAAAUUAAUUGCUAAAAAUGACCUCACCUUUAAACUGAAGAUUGGAAAAACAUAAUUUCUGAACAUGUCUUGCAAUCAAUUAGUUGAAAUAAGCUAGUGAUUUUCAUCUCUACAUAGGGAAGAAAAUAAUAAUCGCCGAGGAUAUAACAGCAGACAUUAAUAUUUUUGUGGCAUUUUCAGGACAUUAUUUGAGCAGCGAGCUAGUAUCAAUGUCUACGGUGUUGGUUCAGUAAUUGGCGGAAUGUUUGAAGCCUUUGGACAAAGGUUCUUUCAACAUGGGGCUAAAAAGGUAAAUUUUUUGUGAAAUUCUUCCAUUAAUUGCUGCCUGAAACGUCAAGUUUGCUUGUCAACGACCCAGUUUUCUUCAGUGAUUUUGUUUUUGUUCUAAUUUUUUUUUGUUUUUCGUUUUUGCUUCAUGUUUAUUUUCUACACAUGAAUUGAAAGGUUACAUUUUUAAUGUACAUGUUUCAUAUUACGUCCAUUCAAUUAAAUGAACACUAGAAAAAGUGAAGUUUAUCUAUCCACUUUCUUGUUGUUGUUGUUUCAGGGAUUCAACAUUAUGGAAGAUCUUAUAGUGGGUUCAUAAACUCAAGCUUUAAUACCCAGACGUCGACAAACUGAAACAGAAGAAGAGUUAAAAUUCUGGUGCUUUUAAAAAAUAGCUUCUUCAACCUAGUAUUGCCUUUUACACAAGAAAUUCUUUCAGAUUUUGCAUAAAUGGCUCUUCAAAGAAGAACUGAACUUUCAAAUGAGAACAGCUGUCAGCAUCCCAACUGGAACUUGCUACACUUUUCUUUUAUGAGUAGACUUUCCCAUGUCUUGCCUAGUUCAUCACUAUUCCACUCAACGGGCCACACUGCUAGCCCAAAGUUCAAAUCAACAUAUCAGUUUACCUUGUUGCAGGUAGCCUGAGUAAACUUAAUGUUAGGUAGCGUCAAACCUCUAAUUAGCCUCUAUGACAUGCAGCCGAAUUCCUUUUGUAACAUACCGACUACUCAAGUAGGCAAACCCGUAGAAUAACUACUGUACACUGUGCGUUAUGAGCGAAAUUGAUAAUAUAUACCCCGAAAGCAAAAAAUAUUCGAAGAAUAGUUAAGUUAUGAGGGUCUAUGUAAAAUGUCUACAAAAAAUUGGCAAGCAUGAUAGUACGUGUAAUAGAGGUAUCACUUCGAGGCCUUCCCAUACUAUUUUUUUGUUGUUUUGUUUUUUUUGUUUACGUCGUCCGUCAAACCCGCGCAACGCUUGCCAUUUUCUAUACAAAAGGGAACGACGUAGUUCAACCUUUUUUUGUUUCUUCAAUUCUUUUAAUCUGAAAAAAUCAAUGAGCAUUGUAACAGCAUUUCCAGGC
This is a messenger RNA of Porites lobata, 5635 nucleotides long. Lineage: Eukaryota; Metazoa; Cnidaria; Anthozoa; Scleractinia; Poritidae. The record is from the annotation of a GenBank genome assembly.